This is a messenger RNA of Cygnus olor (mute swan), 1405 nucleotides long. RefSeq names its product spermatogenesis associated 4 (gene SPATA4). Gene Ontology annotation, molecular function: microtubule binding. Lineage: Eukaryota; Metazoa; Chordata; Aves; Anseriformes; Anatidae. The coding region runs from base 1 to 1245 and encodes 414 amino acids. Gene Ontology annotation, biological process: regulation of cytoskeleton organization; negative regulation of execution phase of apoptosis. Gene Ontology annotation, cellular component: axoneme. The transcript has 7 exons. The record is from RefSeq and is a predicted model, not a curated record.
AUGCGCACGGCAUUUGCAGUGUCUAUUGCCGCUGAUAUCUGCAAUCAUCCAAAAAGCAAACGAGAUCAUUUUAAGUGCUUGCAGCUACUGGGAACUGCUUCUUCUUUACUUCUACAGAAUGGUAGCCUAGCAGGGAGACAACCACAACCAGCUGGCAGUAGUACUUUUAUGCCUUUAAUCUCAGCUAAUGUAUUAAAACAUGAGGAAUCAGACCUGAAACAAACACUGAACCAAGCCAGAACCCUGGCAAAGAAACUACUACAACACAGCCAGUCUUACAAGGAUCCUUCUUCGCCAGCUGCCAUACCUUUGUAUGAACAAAACAAAGGUGAAGUGCGGCCGCAGGGGGAACGGCGGGGCGAGGAGACCCGACCCGUUCCGCGGUGCUGGCAGCGCCAUAGCGCCGCCCGCCGCGCGGCCCCGCCCGUUGGGGCCGUUGCGGCAGUUGCUGUGAGGCGAGGAGCGGGGCUCGGCGCCGCCGUGGCUCCCCGUCAGCCCAGGCUGCCCCGCGCUGUGCUCCGCUGGCUGCAGAGCCUCGACCUCCCCGCCUGCCCCAGGCACUGCCGCAGGGAUUUCUCCAACGGGUACCUGGUGCCGGAGAUCCUGGCGCGCUACUUCCCCGUCGAGAUCCGGAGCCGCGCCUGCGGGACCGGCAGCUCGCUGACCGCCAAGCUGAGCAACUGGGCCCGGCUGCGGCGGUUUUUUGCAAAACACAACCUCAACGUGGCCCAGGAACUGAUAGAGGUAACAAUUCACUGCAAACCAGGAGCAGCAGAAAGGCUGGUGCAGGACAUCUACUCCAUGCUAACAAACAGAUGUAUUAAAAGCCUUCAAGACAGGGAGAUUGAUUUUACAGACUACUGUUACCAGACACAGUUACCAAUGGUUGCCAGAUCAACAGCUUCCAAGGUUAUCAAGAAUAACAUUAGGCUGACAGAAAUAAUGAUGGAACCCAGUGUUACCAUAAACAGACAGAAGGCUAAUGCCAUCAGUAAUAUGCACAUGAGAAUGAGAAUGCAAGAGAGGGAAGAGGAUCCACGACGGUUUAACAUUAAACGAAGUUUCAGACAUCGUACAGUUUACCAUCUUAACUGCACAAUGUCCUCUACAAAUAUAGCUAGUAUCCCAAAGGAAAAAGCAUUUGCUCCAUCAUAUUCCUCAGGAAAGAGAGACAAAACAGAUGUGCAUUCUGAAGAACUCCAAGAGAAACAAGCUGACAGAUCCUCUGUUAUGAUGGUUAUUUAGCACCUUCCAGGAUACCACUGAACGGAUUAACCAGAGAGAUGUGGAACUUUGAAACACAAACCUCAUUCUAAUUACAGUUCUGUUGACUGUAUAAUCAACAAAGAGAAAUCUAAGUUUACUGCCUGUUAGGGAACAAUUCUAUUUUAAGCCAAAUAAAUUG